AAAAAAAAAAAAAAAAAAAAACCAACGUCAAUUUAGCCAAUGUCUCGAACCAUCUCAAUGCAAAUCUUGGACUCCAAGCACGUCUGGUCAAGUUGUCAAAACUCACGCUCUCUCUGUAACAUUACUAUAUUGCUUUGCUUUACUCCUAACGCCAACUCACCCCCACCCCCGCACCCCACCCCUCUCCAUGUCAUUCAUCCUUAUUCCCUUUCCUCUCUAACUUGCAGUCUAUCUAUACAUUCACACAACCUAUAUCUAUAUAUACGAAAAUGUUCCUAAAUUUAUUUUUUUCCCCGUCAAAUUCGACAUUUGUCACACACAUUUUACAUUUUCUUUUAAUAUAAAUACAAAAUCGUUACCUUCAAUCUAUAUUUCUCUCUCAUCAACAGUUUUGGGGAAAACUUUGGUGAAACAGAGAUCCCUAUUUCUUUCAGCUAAUCAGAUCUUCUUCUCGAUUUCACUCUUUAUACCUUCUUUAUCCUUUUUUUUUCUUUAAAUAAAAAAAAUAAUUCUACUUCAAUUUUUCUUUAUCUCUGUUACUUCGAUUGAAUGAUUCUUCUUGUAUUCCUCACUUCUUCGGUGUGAACAAAAAAAAAAAACAAAUUGCUGGAUUUGUUUCAGUCAAAAUUAGGGUUUCGAAUAGAGGAAAUUUUGUCUGAUGAUUAUAAAGAAGAGCUUGAAAACGGUAAUGCCGAGUUUGAAACGGUGUCGUAUAAGUGAAGAUGACGACGACUUUUCUAUUAAUAGAAAGAAAAGGAAGAGUAAUAGUAGUAGUAGUGGUUAUUACCCUUUACAUCUACUUGGUGACGUGGCAGCCGGUCUAAUUCCGUUCGGUUUUCAGAGAAUUUUAUCAGCCGCCAACGGUGGAGGUAACGGCGGAGCUACGGCGGCGUUAAAUUCUAUGCCGAAACAGAGGAGGAAUGAUCCAGUACAUGAGGCUUCACGGCCACCAUUAGUGAGGACUUCACGUGGCCGUGUUCAGGUACUUCCAUCUAGAUUUAAUGAUUCGGUUCUUGAUAAUUGGAAGAAAGAGAAGAGUAAAACUACUGUUAAAGAAUCGAAUUUGGACCCUGAAUUUAAUCCCUAUAGAGAAAAGGUUAGCUUGAGAAAUGCUAAACGUGAAAUUGGAACAACUAAGAAAUGUCGUGUGUUUUCGCCCGAUGGAACAGUAGAAAUCGGGUGUAAUGGGUCGAAGAGGAAGUAUUCUAGUUCACGUAGUACAUUAACGUCGUUUAAUGGGGAGUGUGAUGAAGAUAUAGAUGAUGGAAUGGUGAAGGUGGAGGGAGGGAAGAGAGGUGAUAAGUUUGGUGGUGAGGAUUUUAGUUCAGGUGAUAUAGUUUGGGCGAUAUCUGGAAGACAUUGUCCUGCUUGGCCUGCUAUUGUUCUUGAUUCGGAAACACAAGCUCCUCAACAAGUUCUGAAUUAUCGUGUUGCUGGAACAGUCUGUGUCAUGUUCUUUGGUUACUCUGGGAAUGGCACUCAAAGGGAUUAUGCAUGGAUUAGGCGUGGGAUGCUGUUUCCAUUUCUGGAACAUGUAGACAGGUUUCAGGGCCAGACUGACUUGAACGACAGCACGCCCGCUGAUCUUCGCGCUGCCAUAGAAGAGGCAUUUCUUGCCGAAAAUGGCGUUGUUGAGAUGUUGAUGGUUGAAAUAAAUGCAGCAGCUGGCAAUCUAGAUUAUCUCCGGUCUCUUCCCCGAGGAGUAUUUGAGGCCUCUGACUCAAAUCAGGACCAAGAGUGUUACUCUCCAAGCCAGAAAUUGUUGAAGAAGAAAGAACUUGACUCUUGUGAUGCUUGUGGAUCAAGUCUUUCUUCUAAGCCAUCCAGGAAAUUGAACGAGGGUCAUCGACUGUGUACUGCUUGUGCGAGGCUAAAGAAGAUAAAACAUUUUUGUGGCAUAUGCAAGAAGAUUCGGAAUCCCUCAGAUAGUGGAACUUGGGUACGUUGUGAUGGUUGCAAAGUGUGGGUGCAUGCUGAGUGCGACAAAAUUUCAAGCAGAAGUUUAAAAGAGCUGAGUACCUCUGAUUACUAUUGUCCAGAAUGCAGAGCAAGAUUCAACUUUGAAUUGUCAGACUCAGAAAACAUGAAUUCUAAGGCUAAAAACAACAAAAAUGAUUGUCAGACAGUAGCAUUGCCAGAUAAGGUUUCUGUUAUCUGUUCAGGAGUGGAAGGCGUUUAUUUCCCAAGGCUUCACCUAGUUGUUUGCAAGUGUGGAUAUUGUGGAGCACAAAAACAGGCACUUAGUGAAUGGGAGCGGCACACAGGUUCUAAAAUAAAAAACUGGAAGACCAGUGUCAGGGUGAAGGGUUCUAUGCUACCUCUAGAACAAUGGAUGCUGCAAAUGGCAGAGUAUCAUGCACAGAAUGUUGUUUCUACCAAAUCGGCUAAACGGCCUCCUUUAAAAGUACGGAGACAAAAGCUGCUUAGCUUUCUCGGAGAAAAAUAUGAACCUGUUUAUGCGAAGUGGACCACGGAAAGGUGUGCAGUAUGUCGAUGGGUUGAAGAUUGGGACUACAACAAAAUUAUUAUAUGCAUUAGGUGUCAAAUUGCUGUUCAUCAAGAAUGCUAUGGAGCAAGAAAUGUUCGUGAUUUCACUUCAUGGGUCUGCAGAUCUUGCGAGACUCCUGAGAUUGAACGGGAGUGUUGUCUUUGUCCUGUGAAAGGAGGUGCUUUGAAGCCCACAGAUAUUAAGCAAUUGUGGGUUCAUAUUACUUGUGCUUGGUUCCAACCUGAAGUUUGUUUUGCUAGUGAUGAGAAAAUGGAGCCUGCGGUUGGAAUUUUGAGAAUCCCUUCAAAUUCUUUUGUGAAGAUAUGUGUGAUCUGCAAACAAAUUCAUGGUUCCUGCACACAAUGUUGCAAGUGCUCUACUUAUUACCAUGCUAUGUGCGCAUCAAGGGCUGGCUAUCGCAUGGAGCUGCACUGCUUGGAGAAAAAUGGAAAACAGGUCACAAGAAUGGUUUCAUAUUGUGCCUACCAUAGGGCUCCUAAUCCGGAUACUGUUCUCAUCAUUCAGACUCCCAAAGGGGUAUUCUCUGCCAGAAGCCUUCUUCAAAACAAUAAGCGCACAGGUUCACGUCUAAUUUCAACAAGCAGACUGAAACUUGAGGAAGCUCCAGCAGUAGAGAUACAAGAGAUUGAGCCAUUCUCUGCAGCAAGGUGCCGUGUUUAUAAUCAAUCGCGUGAUAAGGGAGCUGGAGAAACGGCCAUUGCCCACCAUGUGAGGGGACCCUGUCACCAUUCUUCAAGUUCAAUGCGAAGUUUGAACAAUAUAAAAGAAGUCGAGGGAUCCGAAACAUUUUCUACCUUUAGGGAGCGGCUUCGUGCAUUACAGAGAACAGAAAAUGAGCGUGUUUGCUUUGGUAGAUCUGGGAUACAUAGAUGGGGUCUCUUUGCUCGUAGAGAUAUCCCUGAAGGAGAGAUGGUUCUUGAGUAUCGGGGCGAGCAAGUCAGACGCAGUGUUGCAGAUUUAAGGGAGGCACGGUACCGUGUUGAGGGAAAAGAUUGCUAUCUAUUUAAGAUUAGUGAAGAAGUUGUGGUGGAUGCCACUGAUAAGGGGAACAUUGCACGUUUAAUUAACCAUUCAUGCAUGCCAAACUGCUAUGCAAGGAUCAUGAGUGUAGGAGCUGAUGAGAGUCGGAUUGUACUGAUCGCAAAGGCAAAUGUGGCUGCUGGUGAUGAAUUAACGUAUGACUACUUGUUUGAUCCAGACGAAUGUGAGGAAUUUAAGGUUCCUUGCCUGUGUAAAGCUCCAAACUGCAGAAAGUUCAUGAAUUAGGUUCACAUUCCCAUUAAUUUUUGCCUCCACAAGGAGAUCUAACCAUUAGCUCUGCCACCUGACCUCACAGCUUGCUAAUUAGUGAUUCUAGAGAAUAUAUGUAAUUCUUAGUGUUACGUUUCUUCUAGGGCGGUCUUUCCAUAGAUGAUUUGGGUCAAUAAUAUUGGGAAAGUUGGGUCUUAGUUAUUAUGUAUAGAUUCAGACAAGGCAGAUAUUUUUUCUGCAUCCUUCUGCCGUUAUACAAAUGUAAACUCCUUUGAGCAA
Molecule: messenger RNA, 4039 nt
Organism: Lycium ferocissimum
Lineage: Eukaryota; Viridiplantae; Streptophyta; Magnoliopsida; Solanales; Solanaceae
Product: histone-lysine N-methyltransferase ATX4-like
Exons: 23
Coding region: 659-3775 (1038 amino acids)
Biological process (GO): regulation of transcription by RNA polymerase II
Molecular function (GO): protein binding
Source: RefSeq, a predicted model, not a curated record